Molecule: messenger RNA, 1473 nt
Organism: Bipolaris oryzae ATCC 44560
Lineage: Eukaryota; Fungi; Ascomycota; Dothideomycetes; Pleosporales; Pleosporaceae
Exons: 3
Coding region: 1-1473 (490 amino acids)
Biological process (GO): pentose-phosphate shunt; pentose-phosphate shunt, oxidative branch
Cellular component (GO): cytosol
Molecular function (GO): phosphogluconate dehydrogenase (decarboxylating) activity; NADP binding
Source: RefSeq, a predicted model, not a curated record
AUGGCCCUGCUCUUCGCUGAGAUUGGAGUCCAUGUCUCCCUCUCGGAUCCUUCGGAAGAGGCCAUGGACGCUGUCAUGCAAAAGGCAGAAAAGCAAGGCUAUCACGGAAAAGUAGACAAGUAUACAGAUUACGAUUCACUCUGCAAGUCACUGUCAUCACCGCGCCUGCUCGUCUUCUCUCUUCCACAUGGCGGUGUUGGUGACAAGGUCCUCGAAGGCCUGGAGCCCCACCUCUCUAAAGGUGACAUCACACUGGACUGCGGCAACGAACACUUUGAAAACACAGAGCGCCGACAGGACAAAUGCAAGGGCACUGGCAUCCGCUACAUUGGUUGUGGCGUCAGUGGUGGAUACCAAGCGGCCAGGGCCGGGCCCUCCAUGUGUCCCGGUGGUGACAUUUCCGCACUCAAAGAAGUACUCCCCCUUCUGCAAAAGGUUGCAGCCAAAGACAAGAACGGGCAACCAUGUGUUGGUGUCAUUGGCAAGGGCGGUGCCGGACACUAUGUCAAGAUGAUGCACAACGGCAUUGAACAUGGCAUGAUGAGUGCUAUCUCUGAGGCGUGGGGUAUCAUGCGAAGAAUGGGUAUGGACUAUGAGGAGAUCGGCGAUGUGCUUGCACAAUGGAAUUCGGAAGGCGAGCUGAGAGGCACCUUCCUCGUUUCUAUUGGCGCAGACUUAUCGCACAAACGAGAUGGAGGACGUCUCGUCAUCGCUGAAGUGCUUGAUAAGGUUGUCCAAGAUGUGACUGGCGAGGAAGGCACUGGUGUAUGGAGCAAUACCGAGGCCAUCGACCUGCACGUCUCGGCCCCUACCCUCAAUGUCUCCCACGCAUUCCGCCUAGCAUCUGCAUUCCGUGGCGACCGCGAAAAAGCGAACCAAACUCUUGAUGGUGGGUUCCCGCCCAAUGAACUUACCGUCUCCGACAAGAAAGCAUUUAUCGAGGACUUGCGGCAAGCGACCUAUGCAGCCUGCCUCGCCAGCUAUAUUCAAGGAAUCAACGUCAUUGCCACUGCGGACCGGACACACGAGUGGGAGAUUGACUACUCGCAAGUAUGGCAGAUUUGGCGUGCUGGUUGCAUCAUUCAAGCUGAUUACAUCUCCGAUGAGAUUCUCGCCCCUGUGUUAAAGUCGAAGCCAUCGUCUGAAGGCCUGAAUCUCAACUUCUCUUCUCGCGUUGCCAAGGAUGUCAUGAAGUGUUUCCCAGCACUUCGACGGGUCGUUGCCAAGUCGAUCGAGACAGAUCAGGUGGUCCCUGCUAUCAGCGCAACAUUAGAGUACUUCAAGGUCGUCAGCGGAACUGAUCUGCCCACUUCGUUCUAUGAGGCCGAGCUUGACUACUUUGGUAGCCACAUGUUCGACAAGAAGGAUGAUACGGAUCCAAAUGUGAAGAAGCCCGUGGAAGGCAAGCACCACUUUGAGUGGAAGCCGGCAACAAGCCAGAAGGAGCAGUAUGGGAAGAACUAUUCGCUGUGA